AUGGCGAUGCAGACGGGAAUCUCCUCCUCCAAGGUCCUCAUCCUGAUGGGAGCAGGUUGGUCUCAGUCUCAUAAUCCGCAAUUCCUUAGGCUGGAAGCGGGGAUUGCAGGAUUCGAUCGUCCUCGCGGGUUGCUGAUUGGCUUAGAUUUUCAUUUUCGCCGUUUCUGGUUUCAUCUGUGGACUGGUGCUUUCUCCCUCCCAGUCGAUAGUUGAUGGUUAUAAAUUCUCUAGGUCUAACUGGCUCUGUUAUAUUGAGGAGCGGUCGGCUAUCGGACGUCAUAUCGGAGCUUCAGGUAAGUGCCCAAAGAAAUGAGUUGUUUUGUCGAAAAUUUUCUUAUUCCAUCAGAAUGAUGAACAUUUAACACAGGACUGGUAUAGAAUUAAAUCUCAAAUAGGUUACACCUUGUAAACUUAUGCAUGAGGGAAGUGCUCGACAUUGAUUGAGCAAUUUGUAAUCAAGGAUGAUGAUCGCGUGGAAUUUUCUUCUCGGUAUACCCUGACAUUACUAAAAUAUAGAUGAAAAAAGAAAUGGAGUGGGAAAGUCAGGUGAAAAUCGGGGGAGCCUUGCUUGCUACCUCAAAACAGGAAGGAUCGGCGUCUAAUCAUACAAAGCCAUAAUAUAUCGGGGAAAGGGGUGAACACGACCUAAUUUCAGAAUUUCGUUACUCCAUGAUGACGACGAAGCUCGAUUACUGAGAACCACUGUGUUCCCUUGUUAUGCAGUUGAUAUCACCACUUCCCCACUGUAUCAAGUGUCACUGAUGUGAAACGUGAUAUCCUGAAGCGAAGGAGGAUAUGUGACGGAUUAUGCUUUGAUAAUUGUUUCUUGUUUUCUUUCCCACUCUUUAGACUGUAGUAGCAUUAAUAUCAGUUAUUUUCUGUAAAUCUAAUUCAAUGCACAUGGUGAACUUGUUUCAGGAAUUAAUAAAGGGAAUAAAUGAAGUAGAAAUAUCUUCUCACUAUGAUAGUUCUCUUCUUGCAGCUCAGGUAUUCCUUCUAAUAGUUCGUAAGAAACCAGGUGCUAUUCCAGCUGUGUUGUAUUUAUUUUAACACGUGAUGCUCUUUCUUCCUUCUUUUUCUGAAAGGUUCGCCGUUUGGCACAAGAGGUUCGAGAUUUGACAUUAUCUCGGCCGAUAACCAUUGUCAAUGGACACCCUUCUCCCAGUGGUAUGUGUAGAACACACGCAUCAUUGCUUUACUGAAACGGCAAUCAGGAUAUGUUUUUAUCAUACUCAUUGUAGGUAGGAAAAGACUGAUGAGGAUUCCUUUGUGUACUAUUCAAUGAUUUGUCAUUUACGACUGAAGUUUAACUAACUGUGGGUCGGCCACAAUUUUUUUGUCUAACCAGGAAAUUUGGGAUCUUAUGUACUGCCAGCAGCUGCACUUGGUGCUAUGGGUUACUGCUAUAUGUGGUGGAAGGCAAGACUCUACUAUCAAUAACCUUAAGAGAAACAUGAGUAUUUUGGUUUACUGGUCAACAGUUCAAGGUUUUUAAUCUCCAUAUGGUAAUUUCGUUUUUCAAUGACCACUUUAAGCCUGAUUUUGGGUGGUGAGAUAUAAAUGGAAUAAAAUUUAGUGAACGAUUAACUUUCCAUUAAUUAAUGUCAUUGUAAAAUUCUCUGACAUCUAUACGUGGUCUAGUGUCUUACACAGGUCAAUUCAUUUACGGUCUUCAGAGGAAUGCAAUUUAGUUUAUGUCUAAUGCUUCUUGCCCAUUGUCUGGUCUUGUCAUAUCUACAGGGCUGGUCCUUCUCUGAUGUUAUGUUCGUGACCAAAAAUAAUAUGUCCAAUGCUGUCGCAUCUGUAUCAAAACAAUUGGAACAAGUGUCAGCAGCUGUAUCUGUAAGUUUCAGCAAACGCAUUCGAACUCAGAGGCUAAUAAGCUAAUCUAUUUCUCCUUUUCUGUGCAUGGUUGCUCAUUAUAUUAUUUACGUUUCAGUCAACAAGACGAUAUUUGACUCAGAGGCUUGAAAUUUUGAAUGAGAAAGUGGACGAUCAAGCUGAGACAUCGAAGGUCAUCUUGAAUGAGGUUGGUAGAAGGAGAAGGCUUAUUAUUUUCUACGCUUCAAUUUUCAAACUGAAGGAUACAAUGCGAUAUUGGGGAUUCAUUAUCCACUUUAUCUUUUUGAUGGACUAUUUAGGAAGGUUACUUAAUCAAUUUCAUGUCCAGGUUGACACUGGAUUUUGUCGUUUACAUGCUGAGGGAACCUGAAUGGAUGAACAAGUUGAAAAAUUGUCUUUUUGAGCCUGGGAAAUUUUUUUUUACUCCAUGGUCGGAAAAAAAGGGUUUUAUGCUUUCAAAAAUAUAUAUUUUAUUUAUUUAUUUAUUAUUAUUUUAUCCUCUUUCUAGUUUUUAUUACUUCUCAUCAUUCUUUUUGUCAUUACCUUAGUUCAAACAUCCCCCCUCUGUGGAUCCUGAUAGUAGCAGCAGGUACUUUUAGGCCUCAUCUGGUGUGUGCUCUGCUUGCGUCAUAUAUGUUAGAGAAGAAAAAAAUAAUAGUUCAUAAAUAUCAUUCGUGGUGCGAACUGCUUCCCCCCACUAGCGAUACAUCUUAUUCUGCAAGGUGUGUCGUAUAAAGUCAACAGGAUCUGUUGGCAUGCUGUUUUAGUCCAAUAGUAAAUAACGUAGCUGGGCCUGGAAUUGCAGUAGACCCCUUGUCCUGCAUCAUUUAAUGAUCAAUCAAUUGUCCAGAUCCUUGUGACCCGAGCUUCCCUGGUUCAGAAGACUUGACCUUUUAUCAUCAAGUCAUGCAGUUUGAAUAUGGACGAUUCGUUCGUGUGAAUCCUGAUUUCUAUUGCAGCUGAAUAACUGAAUCAAAUCUAGCCCUCUAUAUGUAAUACUAUGAUAUUCUCGAUGACUAGUAUAUGCAAAUACCAUUAAGACUGAUGGAGUUCGACGCAGCGAAUUUCAUUCAUUAGACUGGUCAGUAAUUUAGGUCAACUCUGCCUUGAUGACACCAAUUAGUUUUGACUGUUCUACCAAAAAUGAUGCAGGUGAAUGAGGUCAAAUCCGAUCUUUCUCAAAUUGGAUUCGACAUCGAGGCCAUUCAUAAUAUGGUGACUGAUCUGGUGAGCUGCCAGAGGUCCACAUCUUUGUGUGCUCCUGCGAUUCAUGGGUACUGCGUUUCUGAUCAAUUCAUGAUUUCUUUCUCGUGAUGAUGAACAGGAAGGGAAAGUUGGUCUCAUUGAAAGCAAACAGGUUCUACCCUUUUGCAAUGAUCUACAGUCAGACAGACGCUGUGAUCAAUGGAUGAAGUCGGAUCUAAUAAUUUUUUAUUUGUUUAUAAUUCGAUAGGAAUAUGUAAACGCCGGCAUAUGGUAUCUUUGUCAAGCCACCGGAGCCGUUAGUGAUGGGCAGAACGCUAAGCAGCUUCAGGUUUCAGCUUCUCCUUUCUAUAUUUCCUUCCUCCGAUGGAAUCAUUAGACGUCCUGCUAAUUUCUACUCGCAGUGGCUCCCUCUCUCUCUCUCUCUCUCUCUCUCUCUCUCUAUUUCUUCAGUAAUUGCCAGGUCUACUUGUUUCUCUCUCCUCUGUCAGUCAACUAUGCAUUAUUCAUUAAGAAAUAUAUUGCUCCAAAUUUUUCUGAUUUAUUAUCAGGGAAACAAGUAAACCUGGCAAUUACUGAAGAGAGAGAGAGAGAGAGAAGCACAUGGAUGAUUAAUGCACAGCCACGUGACAAGUAGAUCUCUGCACCCUUUAUAUGUGGGCCGAAGUGGUUUUUCUGUGCAUGCAUUAAUUCUCCCUCGUGUCGCCAUUCUCCGAAGAUUAUUAUUCCCAGUUCAAGUGGUAUUAUAAUAAACUUAUAAUAUUAAAUCAUGCCAAGAACCUCACGCCGCAGAUUACUUCCCUGGUCAAAUGAUUUCUCCUCCCCCCUUGCAGGAUGUCGGGUCAAAGCUUCUACUCGACCUCAACCAACCGCCGUCAACCUUCUCCAUCGCACCAGUCAAGGUACCCCCCAUCAUCUAACUCACUAGAACACGAAGAUUUCCAUACAUUUCGAUCAACCAGCUCACUGUUUUUUCUUCUUCUUCUUCUUUAUUUUCUUUUUCUCUGACAUAUUUGGACUCACUAUUGACUUCAAGGGUCUGCAAUGCCUCACUGAAGCUGUUGACCCGGUGGAGCCGGGUAAUCUGAAGCAGAGCUCCAUACUGAAGAGAGGCUUCUUUGCAUCCUCUGCAGGAAGCAUCCUCUCCGAAACCAUUACCUCUACUUCUAUAUUACACAAGUCUCAUCCCAGAGAAGGAAAUCUCUAUUGGUAG
Molecule: messenger RNA, 4258 nt
Organism: Spirodela intermedia
Lineage: Eukaryota; Viridiplantae; Streptophyta; Magnoliopsida; Alismatales; Araceae
Source: the annotation of a GenBank genome assembly